AGCGGACUAGGAUGCUCUGUUCUCUCGCGCGCACACUCUCCUGUCUCCUGCUUUCCACAGUCAACAUGGAAGGGCUUAAUUAAUGCAUGUGUCCCUCCUGCCCUGAAGCUAAUGAAUUUUAAUUCGCCGUUUGAGACUGGACUUGCGUUUUUUCGGCCGCAAAAGCACUGGAAUUUCCUUGUACAGAGUGGAUAACACGGAGGUAUCUGCCGAAUAAUACGUCUUCAGAAAAGAGGCAAAUUAUGCCAGCAGCACCAGAGUCCCUCCCCCUGGUGACUUGCCAGCCCAUUGGUCAGACAGCUCUGUGCACCACGUCUAGCCCCGCCCAAUCCCCUGGCAGAUCCAUGCUGCUGGACACGCCCCACAGAGCCACGCCCACACUAUGAGCGCCAACGGGCCCGCCCCUGUGGCCCUGGCUACAGCCCCGGCUACAACCCCAGUCGCCCCACCGGUCGCAGCUCCGGUAGCUGCCCCCACGGCUGCCCCGGUCCCGGUGCCGAACGUCCCGGUGGGCGCGUUGGCACAAAAGAAGCGGGCGCAGUACGCCAAAAGCAAGAAACAGGGCAGCAACGCCAACACCAGGCCUGCCAGGGCCCUGUUCUGCCUCAAACUUAACAACCCCAUACGAAGAGCCUGCAUCAGCCUGGUGGAGUGGAAGCCAUUUGAUAUCUUUAUAUUAAUUGCUAUAUUUGCCAACUGUAUGGCCUUAGCUGUGUAUAUCCCCUUCCCUCAGGAUGACUCCAACUCCACCAACCAUGACCUGGUCUACAAUUUUCAGGAAACGGUAGAACAUGUCUUCCUCGUCAUUUUCACUAUAGAGACCUUCCUGAAGAUUAUCGCCUAUGGUUUAGUGGCACACCAGAACGCAUAUGUGAGAAACGGAUGGAACAUGCUGGAUUUUGUCAUCGUCGUUGUUGGACUGUUCAGCGUUGUCCUGGAACUUUUGACCAAAGACUCUGUAGAGACGAAGGAGGAGGCAGAGGCGGGUGCGGCUGCAGCAGCGGCAGCGGCAGCGCUCCACCCCUCCGCGCAAGGCCACGGGGGAAAGUCGGGCGGCUUCGACGUCAAAGCCCUCCGAGCCUUCCGUGUACUGCGACCCCUACGCCUGGUCUCAGGAGUGCCCAGUUUACAGGUUGUGUUGAACUCCAUUAUUAAAGCCAUGGUCCCUCUCCUCCACAUCGCCCUGCUGGUCCUGUUUGUCAUUAUCAUCUACGCCAUCAUCGGCCUUGAGCUCUUCAUUGGCAAAAUGCACGCUACCUGCUUCUUCCCCAGCACAGGCAUGAUAGCGGAGGAUGAUCCGGCUCCAUGUGCGAUCUCAGGGCACGGGCGCCAAUGUCCCAUCAAUGGCACCGAGUGCAGGGAGGGCUGGCACGGCCCCAACAACGGCAUCACCAACUUUGACAACUUCCUGUUCGCCAUGCUGACUGUGUUCCAGUGUAUCACCAUGGAGGGCUGGACAGACGUGCUCUACUGGGUGAACGACGCCAUCGGCUUUGGAACGCCCGCCAUCUACUUUGUUAGUCUGAUCAUUCUGGGCUCCUUUUUCGUGCUUAACCUUGUGCUGGGUGUUCUGAGUGGAGAGUUCUCCAAGGAGAGAGAGAAGGCCAAGGCCAGAGGAGACUUCCAGAAGCUGAGAGAGAAGCAGCAGCUAGAGGAGGACCUGAAGGGCUACCUGGACUGGAUCACUCAGGCCGAGGACAUCGACCCUGACAACGAGGACGAGGAGGGCAACGAGGAGGGCAAACGCAACCGGGUGACUCUGGCUGACCUCACAGAGAAGAAGAAAGGAAGCAGGUUUGGGUGGUUCAGCCAGUCCUCCGACACUCAUGCGAGUAUGCCAGCCAGUGAGACGGAGUCGGUGAACACAGAGAACGUGGCCGAGGAUGAGGUGAAGACACCGUGCUGUGGACCUUUUUGUCGGCGCUGGCGUCGCUGGAACAGGUUCUGCCGCAGGAAGUGCCGGUUGGCAGUUAAAUCGGUGCCUUUCUAUUGGCUGGUGAUCAUCCUGGUGUUUCUCAACACACUCACCAUCUCCUCAGAGCACUACAUGCAGCCUGACUGGCUCACUCAAGUACAGGACGUGGCAAACAAGGUUCUACUGGGAUGUUUUACGUGUGAGAUGAUGACCAAGAUGUACAGUCUGGGCCUGCAGGCCUACUUCGUGUCCCUGUUCAACCGCUUUGACUGCUUUGUAGUGUGUGGAGGCAUCACAGAGACCAUCCUGGUGGAGCUGGCCAUCAUGUCUCCUCUGGGCAUCUCUGUGUUCCGCUGUGUCCGCCUUCUCAGGAUCUUCAAGGUCACACGUCACUGGCAGUCUCUCAGUAACUUGGUGGCAUCGCUGCUCAACUCCAUGAAGUCCAUCGCCUCCCUGCUGCUCCUGCUCUUCCUCUUCAUCAUCAUCUUCUCCCUGCUGGGCAUGCAGGUGUUCGGAGGCAAGUUCAACUUCGACGAGACACAGACCAAGAGGAGCACCUUCGAUAACUUCCCCCAGGCACUGCUCACUGUGUUUCAGAUCCUGACGGGUGAAGACUGGAACGCUGUGAUGUAUGACGGCAUCAUGGCGUACGGUGGCCCUUCCUCAUCAGGGAUGAUCGUCUCCUUCUACUUCAUCAUCCUCUUCAUCUGCGGAAACUACAUCCUGCUGAACGUCUUUUUGGCUAUCGCUGUGGACAACCUGGGAGACGCGGAGUCUCUCAAUGCUCCACGAGACAAAAAGGAAGAGAAAAAGGAAGACUUGGUGCCAGUGGAGGAAGAAGAGGAUAAUGCUGCAGCAGAGGAGGAGGAGGAGCCGGAGGUUCCAGCAGGGCCACGCCCACCCAUCUCUGAACUGGUCAAGAAGGAGAAGAUCACCCCCAUCCCUGAUGGCAGCGCCUUCUUUAUCUUCAGCAAGACCAACCCGAUCCGGGUGGGAUGUCAUAAACUCAUCAAUCACCACAUCUUCACCAACCUCAUCCUGGUCUUCAUCAUGCUCAGCUCUGUCUCCCUCGCUGCAGAGGACCCCAUACGCAACUUCUCUGCACGCAACAUCGUCCUAGGCUAUGCAGAUUAUGUCUUCACUAGUAUGUUUACAUUUGAGAUCAUGUUGAAGAUGACCACAUACGGUGCGUUCCUCCAUAAAGGAGCGUUCUGUAGGAACACCUUCAACCUGCUGGAUCUGCUGGUGGUGGGGGUCUCCCUAGUCUCCUUCUGCAUCCAGUCAUCUGCCAUCUCAGUGGUGAAGAUUCUGAGGGUCCUGCGUGUGCUUCGGCCCCUGAGGGCUAUCAACAGAGCCAAAGGUCUCAAGCAUGUAGUCCAGUGUGUGUUUGUGGCCAUCAGGACCAUCGGUAACAUCAUGAUCGUCACCACGCUGUUGCAGUUCAUGUUUGCCUGCAUAGGAGUACAGCUCUUUAAGGGGAAGUUUUACCGAUGUACAGACGAAGCCAAGUCCAGCCCAGACGAAUGCAAGGGCACCUACAUCCAUUUUAAGGACGGGGACGUGAACCAGCCGGCCAUCCAAAAGAGAGUGUGGCACAACAGCGAGUUCAACUUUGACAACGUGCUGAUGGCCAUGAUGGCUCUUUUCACCGUGUCUACCUUCGAGGGCUGGCCUUCGUUGCUCUACAAGGCCAUAGACUCUAACAGAGAGAACCUGGGUCCCAUCUACAACUACCGCAUCGAGAUCUCCAUCUUCUUCAUCAUCUACAUCAUCAUCAUCGCUUUCUUCAUGAUGAACAUCUUUGUCGGCUUCGUCAUCGUCACCUUCCAGGAGCAAGGAGAGAAAGAAUACAAGAACUGUGAGCUUGAUAAGAACCAGCGGCAGUGUGUGGAGUAUGCCCUGAAGGCCCGUCCGUUGAGGAGGUACAUCCCUAAGAAUCCCUACCAGUAUAAGUUCUGGUACGUGGUCAACUCCACAGGGUUUGAGUACAUCAUGUUCGUCCUCAUCAUGCUCAACACACUCUGCCUGGCUGUGCAGCACUAUGGCCAGUCUGAAACAUUUAACUAUGUGAUGGACAUCCUCAACAUGGUCUUCACUGCUGUUUUCACUGCAGAGAUGGUGCUCAAACUCAUCGCCUUCAAACCUCGGCUUUGUGUUGAGAAGAAGGACAGGGACCCAGGGUAUUUUGGGGACGCCUGGAAUGUGUUCGACGCCCUGGUGGUGAUGGGCAGCAUAGUAGACAUUGUGCUUAGUGAGAUUGAUAAACUUGUAGAGAUGGCACGUGGCCCUGCACCGCCUACGGAGGCUCCUCAGUUGGAUGAGUCGGGGAACACGGAGGACAGUGCUCGCAUCUCCAUCACCUUCUUCCGACUGUUCCGAGUCAUGCGAUUGGUCAAGCUGCUGAGUAGAGGGGAGGGCAUCCGCACCCUCCUGUGGACCUUCAUCAAGUCCUUUCAGGCUCUGCCCUAUGUCGCCCUUCUGAUCGCCAUGCUCUUCUUCAUCUAUGCUGUCAUCGGCAUGCAGGUGUUCGGGAAGGUAGCCAUGGUGGACGGCACCCACAUCAACAGGAACAACAACUUUCAGACCUUCCCUCAGGCCGUGCUGUUGCUCUUUAGGUGUGCCACGGGGGAGGCGUGGCAGGAGAUCAUGUUGGCGUGUGUGUCUGGAAAGCUGUGUGACCCAGAGUCCGACUACAACCCUGGAGAGGAGAUGACCUGUGGAGCCAGCUUCGCCUACAUCUACUUCAUCAGCUUCUACAUGCUCUGUGCCUUCCUGAUUAUCAAUUUGUUUGUGGCUGUCAUCAUGGACAACUUUGACUAUCUGACUCGUGAUUGGUCGAUCCUGGGUCCUCACCACUUGGACGAGUUUAAGAGGAUCUGGUCUGAGUAUGACCCAGAGGCCAAGGGCAGGAUUAAACAUCUGGACGUGGUCACUCUUCUCCGACGAAUUCAGCCUCCUUUGGGCUUCGGCAAACUCUGUCCUCAUAGAGUGGCCUGCAAGAGACUGGUGGCCAUGAACAUGCCUCUAAACAGCGACGGCACCGUGAUGUUCAAUGCUACCCUAUUUGCAUUAGUACGCACAGCCCUGAAGAUCAAAACUGAUGGUAAUCUGGAGCAGGCCAACGAGGAGCUGAGAGCAGUCAUCAAGAAGAUCUGGAAGAGGACCAGUAUGAAGCUACUGGACCAAGUGGUGCCCCCUGCUGGUGAUGAUGAGGUAACCGUGGGGAAGUUCUAUGCCACCUUCCUGAUACAGGACUACUUUAGGAAAUUCAAGAAACGUAAAGAGGAGGGCCUGGUAGGGGUGCACGCCUCCCAGAACAACACAGCCAUCGCUCUACAGGCUGGCCUUCGCACGCUACAUGAUAUCGGGCCUGAAAUUCGACGAGCGAUAUCAUGUGACCUGCAAGAUGACGAGCUAGUAGACUUUAUUCCAGAGGAGGACGAGGAGAUUUAUAGGCGCAACGGCGGCCUGUUCGGUAACCACGUCAACCACGUGAACGGGGACCACCACCGGCGCUCAUCGAGUCACCAAACCAACGCCACCCAGCGGCCCCUGCAAGUACAGCCGCCUCCACACUACGCCCACAUGGAGCAGCCGGUGGGGCGUCUCUGCCGGGCCAAUGCCAUGUCCCACCCUAACCACCACCAUCGCCACCACCACCACAACUCCUCCUACGGCAAGUCGCCCAAGUCCACCAACAUCAACUUGAACAAUGCCAACGUGUCCAGUCUGCCCAACGGAGGAGGGCACCACCACCGCUACUACGAGCACGCUCCGCCCCCCGCCAACGGUUACCCUGGACACCGUGGCGGCCCCUACUACCCCGACUACGACAAGCCACCUCCUCGUGGCACGCCCGAAGGACAAAGGUCCCACGUGGGAGACGUCCGUCACCCGACCAUCCGGCGGGAGGAGGAGUUUGACGAUGACAGGUACUCAGCAGAGUACUAUAGCGGGGAGGAGUUCUACGAGGACGACAGCAUGUUGUCAGGAGACAGGAGAUCCUAUAAAGAAUACCUGGACAGGUACCAGAACAGUGAUACGGAGUAUGAGACUCCUAGAGGCUACCACCACCCCGACAGUUACUAUGACGACGAUGAGCAGCCCCUCUACCAAGAUGGAAGGAGGUCGCCUAAGAGACGGAUGCUUCCUGCCACGCCUCAAGGUCACCGGAGGCCCUCCUUCAACUUUGAGUGUCUAAGAAGGCAAGGCAGUCAGGACGAGCUGCCACACCAACGCACUGCACUACCACUGCACCUAAUGCAGCACCAGGUGAUGGCUGUAGCAGGGCUGGACUCCAGCAGAGCCCACCGUCUCUCCCCCACCCGCUCCACCCGCUCCUGGGCCACUCCCCCCGCCACUCCGGCCAGUAAGGAACAGUCGCCCUACUACACGCCCCUCAUCAGGGUCGAUCUCCCCGGACGCAGGGAGAGUGCCUCCAGCAGCCAGGUGUCUGUGAGGAAGAGUUCGUGGUACACAGACGACCCAGAGUACUCCCAGAGGACCUACUCCCCCGUCCACCUCCAGCUGCCCCCAGAGUACCGACAGCAUUACCACCAGAAGAGAGGCAGCGCUACCAGCCUGGUGGAGGCGGUUUUGAUAUCAGAGGGGCUCGGGAGAUACGCCAAGGAUCCAAAGUUCGUGGCUGCCACCAAGCACGAGAUAGCAGACGCGUGCGAGAUGACCAUUGACGAGAUGGAGAGCGCGGCCAGCCACUUGCUGAAUGGCGGUGUGGCGCCGGCGGUUAAUGGGGUCAACGUGUACCCCGUCAUGAGCGAGCGGGACUACGACCUCCAGGACGCCACGGCCAGUUACAGUGACGAGGAGCCGGAGGUGGAGCUUAGAUUACCGUACGAGGAGGACCUGGCAGACGAGAUGAUCUGCAUCACCACUUUAUAGCAUCGGCUGGAGAAUAAACUACUAGAAACUAACUACUAGCUGUAUGUACUCUACUUCAUAUAGACUACAGUACCAUCAGUGGAAAACUAAAUGAGAAAUGCAUCUAUUGGCUUACGACCAAAAGAAGUGCCUUUUACAUGGAAGAGAAAGGCACCUAUGAGGAGAGAGAGACACACUUAUUCUCUCACUCACCCUCUGCCAGCCAGGGAAUUCACAUCACUUCUGUCAAUCACAGGACCAGAAGCCAAUCCUGGUGCCAGGGAACCAUGUUAGUCCCACCCUCCCAGACAGACACUACUGGCACUUAGGAGGCCAUGAGCAUCUGUCAUAGGUCACCAUCUGGAGGUGACACUCAUAGGUUCAUCAACGAGCCAAUUGCAGACGAGGACAUGGCGUGUCAGUGGAGGAGAUGGACCUAUUGGCAGAGGCGUAAGGUACCGUAGGCAGGUCGUUAAGGGUGAUGACAAUCAGAUGUAAGAUGUCAUUCCCUCUGUCACUUUAUUAAGAUUUUGGCAUAUCAUGCAAGUUUUCAAUGCAAGCAUAGAAAGGCAUAUCUCUCCCCACCUAACCCCCCUUAGAUGUUUUAGUAUAACUUUGAUCCCGGAAUCAUUGACAUAAAUAAUUAAAAGAUGGCUGUAGAUGGGUCACAACGAACAGAUUCUUAGAGAAUAACCAGUUUACGUAUGCAGGAGUUAUCAGUCACAUUUAUAGCAUCAUCCAACUGGAGAUAUACACUUCUGAGACGACUACAGCAUGGAAUAAAUGCACUAGCAGGCAGGUUGUUUUUAAUUUGACAAUAGCCUGACGAUGAAUAUUUCAUAGUAGAUAUACUGUAAAUGAAUUGUAUUAUAUAAACAAAAA
This is a messenger RNA of Oncorhynchus mykiss (rainbow trout), 7675 nucleotides long. RefSeq names its product calcium channel, voltage-dependent, L type, alpha 1D subunit, a. The record is from RefSeq and is marked provisional. NCBI's taxonomy places the organism in Eukaryota, Metazoa, Chordata, Actinopteri, Salmoniformes, Salmonidae. Gene Ontology annotation, cellular component: membrane; voltage-gated calcium channel complex. Gene Ontology annotation, biological process: calcium ion import across plasma membrane. Gene Ontology annotation, molecular function: high voltage-gated calcium channel activity.